AUGUCCAUUGCAGUCCUGCCCGUCGAAUUGAUCUCAAAAAUAUGUAACCAUCUGGAUUACCAGCAAUUGGUCGCUCUGAGGUUAUCAUGUCGCGCAUUGUACCAAAACUCACUGGAGAAUUUUGGGAAGACCUAUUUCCGAAAAAUUCGUUUCAUUGUGACAAGUGAAGGUCUCCACGAACUGGAAGCACUAUCCAAGUCAAAUGGUCUCCGCGAGCACGUUCAAGAGCUAUGGAUGAUUCCUGUGGUGUUCGAUGGCGCUGAAGGGUCCCUCGGCAUGAUAUCUAUAUCGUCAAAAAGCUGCCGGCAGGUCAAAGGCGACGAGCUGGAAAGCCGGCGUGCUGUCCAAAAAGACAUGCUUGCGGACAAUCGCAACCUGCUGGAAUCAGAAACGUUCAGUCUUCGACUUCGGGAAUGUAUGGAUCGAUUCAAGAACAUCCAAACAAUCGGACUCGCACAUUACAGAACGGAAUUUUUGCUUGACCCCCGACAGCAGACAGUUCCAUUCCUCGGAAGGCGACAGAUGAUGAGCCGCAUCGACUUUCGAUUCGAUGUUUACAGCCUGCAAGAGUCUACGCGCACCCACCAGGAUAGUCAGAUACGGAAACUGAACUCCUUGGCGUUAUCAAAGCUUUUUCUUGCGUUAUGUGGCUCAAGCUGCAGACCCCGAAAGCUAUCCACUUGCGAUUCUAAAUUCUGCUGUGAUAUCGGCCCCAGGAUUGCCCUCUCCGAAGAGCAAUUUGAUUCUCUACUGUCUACUUUAGAAGACCUCGAGGAUCUUCAUUUAUGCAUCGAUCUCGAUGAGGCGGCUUGGCUGAAGCUUUUCAGGAAGAUUGCACCUCAACUGGAAGUACUGACCCUGUCGCAACAUCAUAUGCCUUUUGAUCUUGUUCAAGAUGACAUGCAUGCCUAUCCGGCUAAAAGCUACGUUGGAAACAUGUUCCAUGACAUUAGCUUCACUCGACUCCGAAACCUUCAUAUAAAGAAGCUUGAUAUCGAUUUCAGCUCUUUGAGAUCACUUUUGCUCAGUGUCAAGAAAGGUCUGGUCACUCUUACAGUCAAACGGGUUAGAAUGCGCAGCGAGGAGUCAGGAGCCACAGAAAAUCCUCGAUCACAAGAUGCUGAGUCCCCUGACCGCCAGGAAAAUGAAAGAUCUGUCCGAUAUACAUCGCCAUUAUAUCAACCCACAGUGCCAUCCCACCAACCAACCUCGCCAUACGAUGAACCUACAGUGCCACCAUACCAACCAACCUCGCCAUACGAUGGACCUACCGUGCCACCAUACCAACCAACUUCGCCAUACGAUGGACCUUCAGUCCGAUUAUAUCAACCAAACUUGCAAUCAUAUGGACCUACAGUCCCAUCAUUUCAACCAACACCGCCAUCAUUUUCAACAUCUUCACCGUAUAGACCGACUGUAUCCCCACAAGAAUAUGGACCAGCCCCUCUAUCAGUCCUACCAGCAUCAGAAACAGCAUCAGCCGAAAGUGCACCCCAAUCACCCCAGCAUUCCUCGGCUUCCGAUUCCUCUGAGGCGUCGACAGAAGAAUAUUGGAGCAGAAAGUGGAUGUCUACAUAUCACCCAUAUGAGCCAUCCGAAACAGCUGGAGGUUUUGUCUGUCCCACCCGGGAAACCGUAAUGGCAUGGAAACGCAACGAAGAAAAGAUCACUUCUGUGCCCAGCUUUUUGAAAUUUUUACGGAACGAGUUAUCUCUAGAAACACUCUCCCUGGAAGAUAUUAUCUGUGACGACAAUUAUUACGAUUUCGAAAGAAUCGACAGUGCAGAUAAACAAAGGGGCAAAGUGGAUUUUGACAUUCACAAAGCCAAUAUUUCGUUGAAGGAUUGGAUUUCCCGGUUAAGGCCAAUUGCUAGCUGCCCGGCCGAUCGCAUUAUUAACCGCAAGGAAGACAAAGGUUAG
Molecule: messenger RNA, 1920 nt
Organism: Penicillium antarcticum
Lineage: Eukaryota; Fungi; Ascomycota; Eurotiomycetes; Eurotiales; Aspergillaceae
Exons: 1
Coding region: 1-1920 (639 amino acids)
Molecular function (GO): protein binding
Source: RefSeq, a predicted model, not a curated record